Fulvia fulva is the source of this 1311-nucleotide messenger RNA. RefSeq names its product U6 small nuclear RNA (adenine-(43)-N(6))-methyltransferase. Gene Ontology annotation, molecular function: 23S rRNA (adenine(1618)-N(6))-methyltransferase activity. The record is from RefSeq and is a predicted model, not a curated record. Gene Ontology annotation, biological process: rRNA base methylation. Lineage: Eukaryota; Fungi; Ascomycota; Dothideomycetes; Mycosphaerellales; Mycosphaerellaceae. The transcript is spliced from 2 exons. Bases 1 to 1311 code for a protein of 436 amino acids. Gene Ontology annotation, cellular component: nucleus.
AUGAAGAACCUACCUUACUACGACCGCGAUGUGGACUUUGAUGACUUGGCCAAACGCGAUCCUGACUUCGCCAUCAUCUCGCAGCACGGCAAGCGCGAUGGCUUCAUCAAUUUCCAAGAUACAAAGAUAGUGCAGCAACUCACCAAGAGCUUGCUCAAGACCGACUUCAAUCUCUCAAUACAGCUGCCGGACGACAAGCUCUGCCCGCCCGUGCCAGUUCGAUGGAACUAUGUCCACUGGAUACAAGAACUUCUCGACACGACCAACGAAGAGUACAGAGAAGCCGUCGAUCCGGAUCGUGAGGUCCUCGGCCUGGAUAUUGGAGUCGGCGCAUCAUGCAUCUACGCCCUACUUGCCUGCUCCACGCGUGAAAACUGGCGAAUGGCAGGGACGGACAUCAACGCGGAGUCUCUCGCAUGGGCACAGAAGAACAAUCAAGGCAACGGCCUGAAGUCGCGGAUUAAGCUCAAGCAAGUCGACAACGAUGGCUCUAUCCUCCCUCUCGAUUCUCUGAAGAUAGAAGAGCUUGACUUCGUCAUGACCAACCCACCCUUCUACAGCUCUCAAUCUGAUUUCGAAUCAGCCGCAAAGCUCUCGGAGGACGGCAAAGAAGCACCAUCAGCAGUUCUUACCGGCGCCUCGAACGAAAUGAUAUGUCCUGGAGGCGAUGUCGGGUUCGUGACUCGAAUCCUGAACGAAAGUCUCCGCCUGCGCGAGAGAGUGCAAUGGUACACGGCUAUGCUCAGCAAACUUUCAUCAUUGCAGCAGAUCAUCACCAAGCUGAAGGAGCAUGAUAUCAACAAUUUUGCGGUUACCUCGCUUCAUCCUGGGCACCGGACCAAGCGAUAUGCGGUGGCAUGGAGUUUUGGCGAUUUGAGGCCGAGGAACGAUGUAGCGAGGCACGGGGAGUUGGUGCUGAGUGUGUUGCCACAACUUACUGCUCAAACUGUCAAAGUACCUGGAGCAGAUGUGAAGGCGUGUGGAAAGAGAGUCAACGAGGUGAUGCAAGGCCUUGAAGUCAAGUGGCAAUGGAGAGCGUUGCUUGAUGCGGGCGUCGUGGAGAGUAUCGGGAACGUGUGGAGUCGAGCUGCAAGGAGAAAGAGGAAGAUAGGUUCGUCCGAUAACGAUGCUACCAAGAUGGCUACUGAUGAGAAGGAGAGGGACAGCGAAGAAGAGCACCUCGUCGCUCUUGCGGUGAAGAUCAGCUGCAAAGAUCAGCAGAUCGAAGUUCGAUGGCUGAGGGGACAUGAGUGGGCGCUGUUUGAGAGCUUUUGCGGCAUGCUCAAGCGUUCGCUUUCUGACCGUAAGUAG